Molecule: messenger RNA, 461 nt
Organism: Paralichthys olivaceus (Japanese flounder)
Lineage: Eukaryota; Metazoa; Chordata; Actinopteri; Pleuronectiformes; Paralichthyidae
Source: RefSeq, a predicted model, not a curated record
UUCCAGCUUGGUGAGUUGGGCAAGGGAGCGGGCAAAGGUGGGGGUGGAGGAGGCUCCGUGAGGGAGGCGGGCGGUGCCUUCGGGAAGAGGCAAGUAGCGGAGGAGGAGCGCUACUUCAGGCAGAAGGAGAAGGAGCAGAUGGAGGCGCUGAGGAAACAUCACGUGGAGGAGAUCGAACACCACAAAAAGGAGAUCGAGCGCCUGCAGAAGGAGAUCGACCGCCACAAGGGCAAAAUCCGAAAGCUGAAACACGACGACUGAGGCAGAGCGGGGAAGCCCAUCGUCCGUGUUCCUCCAAGCUGUCCCGGACCCAGAAUCGCUGCCAAGUCUUUAAUUAUAAGAUAUCGAUUGAUAUUUUUUUUACUGCUGGUCGAGGCAGGUCCUGUAUCAGACUUGAUACUGACGGCAUGGAAACUUUUAAGAAAAACAAUAAAGCACUUCGAUAUUUACAUUCAGUGAAA